GAGGGGCAGGUGCCAGAGCCGCCCGGUGCCGCCCGGUGCCUCCCGGUGCCGCCGCUCCCCGCCCCGCCGCGCUCCGCCGCAGGGACCCCCGCGCCGCCCCAUGCACCCCCCGGCGCGGUCCUGACCGCCCCCGGCCACGAUGCGAGCCCAAAUCGAAGUGAUCCCAUGCAAAAUCUGCGGAGACAAGUCCUCCGGGAUCCACUAUGGCGUUAUCACCUGCGAAGGCUGCAAGGGUUUUUUUCGGAGGAGCCAGCAGAACAACGCCAGCUACUCCUGCUCCCGGCAGAGGAACUGCCUGAUCGACCGCACCAACCGCAACCGCUGCCAGCACUGCCGCCUGCAGAAAUGCCUGGCGCUGGGCAUGUCCCGCGAUGCGGUGAAGUUCGGCCGCAUGUCGAAGAAGCAGCGGGACAGCCUCUACGCCGAGGUGCAGAAGCACCAGCAGAGCCAGGAGCAGAGCGGCGGCACCAAGGACGAGCCCGAGCCCCUGAGCCGCAUCUACACCACCAGCGUCAGCAGCGGGCUCUCGGACCUGGACGACAUCUCCACGCUGUCGGACGGGCUCCUCUUCGACUUCCCCCUCACCCCCGAUGGCAGCAGCACCUACUACAACCUCGACCUGCUCGCCUCGGCGCAGCCCUCGCCUGACCAGUCCAGCCUGGACGUGGCCGACGCCACGCUCAUCAAGCAGGAGUCCAUCUACGAGCUGAUGCUGGAGCCAGCCCUGUUCGCGCACGGCGCGCUGGAGGGCGGCCAGCUGGCUGCCGACAUCUCCGUCCUCGAGAUCGACCGGGUGGCCCAGAACGUGGUGAAGUCACACCUGGAGACGUGCCAGUACACGACGGAGGAGCUCAAGCGCCUGGUGUGGAGCCUCUACUCCCCCGAGGAGGUCCGCGCCCUGCAGAGCAAGAGCUGCGAGGCCAUGUGGCAGCAGUGCUCGCUGCAGAUCUCCAACGCCAUCCAGUACGUGGUGGAGUUCGCCAAGCGCAUCGACGGCUUCAUGGAGCUCUGCCAGAACGACCAAAUCAUCCUCCUGAAAGCCGGUUGCCUCGAGGUGCUCCUAAUCCGCAUGAUCCGCGCGUUCAACCCCUUGAACAACACCGUCCUCUUCGAGGGGAAGUUCGGCGGCGUGCAGAUGUUCAAGUCGCUCGGCUGCGAUGACCUCAUCGGCGCCGUCUUCGAGCUGGGCAGGACCCUGUGCCGCCUGCAGCUGUCGGACGAGGAGCUUGCUCUCUUCACCGCCGCCGUCCUGCUCUCCCCGGAUCGCCCUUGGCUGACGGAGUCCAAGAAGGUGCAGAAGCUCCAGGACAAGAUCUAUGUGGCCCUGCAGCACGAGAUCCAGAAGAAACACUCCGCCGAGGACAAACUCUCGAAGAUGGUUUCCAAGCUGCCCUUGAUGAAAACCAUUUGCAACCUGCACUUGGACAAGCUGGAGUUUUUCCGUCUCCUGCACCCAGAGACCGCCAUGAACUUCCCACCGCUCUACAAGGAGGUCUUCAACUCAGAGCUUCAGUACAGCGACCCACGGGAGAGCUAAGGCUGGGAGCCGCCGGCCUCCUUCGAGUUCCCCAAAAUUUGAAGAUGAACUAAACUUCAGAGGUUUGGGGCAGUUUAUUUAAAUCAAAUAAUCAAACUCAAGAGAACCUGGGGGGCUGGGGUAGCUCCCCGGCCCCGUUUCCUCGCUGUGGAUUGCAAUAGCUCUUGAAUGUAAAGCACCUUGAAGGAAAAAUCAAAUGGACUUUGCCAUACCAGUGAAAUGAAUGUGAAAUCUCCGCUCGGGAGAGGAGAUGCUCCUGGCAGUGGUAAGGGACCGACUCCUCCCCGCCGUGCACGGAUCCAGGGGAGCGCACACCACGCACAUGCCGCCGCACUCACGGCACGGCCCUUCCCACCAUCCUGGCUGCACUCUCCAUCUCUGAUUUUUAAUUUUUUUUAAUUUUUUUUUUUUUUUUUUAUACCCAAACACAAGGCAUGGGAUAAAGAAGGGGCAAUGCAGACUCGGCCAGACAGGGGUGAGUCAGGCCAGUGGGGGCAGCUUUGGGCUCCCGGCCGGAGCCGAGGAGCGGGCGAAGGCAGAGCCUUUGCUUUAUUCCUCCCAUGGGGCAGACCUCAGGAGCUCGGCCAAGAAAGACCCGGCUGUAGCCAGGGGUGGAUUCAGCGCAGGAUUUCCCCAUGGAGGAGGCUGGUUCGAAGGAAAGGAUGCCCAACGUGGCGGGGGGAAAAGCUUUUCAGGGUCUCCGUGCCCUCUGUCACAGCAUUUUCCCAAAUGCCUGGCCAGCUCCCUGUCCGGCUGGCCAACCGCCCAGCUUUUCGGAGCCGAUUCAGCAGGUCCGCCUGCCUCGUGCCACCUUUCUGCAUCCCGAGCGCUUUUGGAAGAGGGGCUUUGCCCUUGCGACUGUGGCCAAAUCCCGGCUCCCGGCUGCUCCACCCCAGAGGCAGCCGCUGGGGCUCGGUGCCUCUCCCUGCGUGUCACCGCAAGCAGUCGCUCUUUGGGUGCUGGCUGUCACACGUAGUUUUCUUAUAGAGAUCGUUAAAACUCUGUCCCAUGGCUCGGCACCCAGAGAAGGUUUUGUGGCCUUUUCUCCGCCCAGCCCGUAGCUGGUCCUGCUGCCAGGUCCCCAAUUCCCGUACCAGGACCACUGGCCGUGGCUGCUGUCGCAGGUUGAGUUGGACCCAGGCUUUUCCCCCAAGGAGCUCUUUAGAACUGUUAUUUUGGGGUUUGUUCUCUAUUUAGCAGGACCUGGGAGCUUUUUAGGGAGAGAAACUGCCCAGAGGGGUCAAGGGGAAGCGAAAGGUUCUUAUUCCUUCCCCAGGAAGUCGCGGCGUGGUCAGGACCUGCUGCUCCGAGCUUGGGAGGCUCAAAAGGUGAAGAAGGGAUGGAUUUGCAGAGCGAUGCGAUAGCCCGCAGCUGGUGGGGCCACUCAAGGGACUCUCUGGCCAGGCUCUGCAGGUGGUUUUUCUGUCCCUAUUCCUGCUCCUCCUGCAGCAAAUGCCAAAAGCUACAAGGGAAAAACCUGCUCCGAGGCAGCCCCAGUUUCUGCUGACAAAGGGCUAAAAUCCCAAGCCCCUUCCCGCUUCGUGUUGAUUUCUCGUGUGUCCAACCCCACCCUCCGGCAGCUCGAAUCAUCCCCAAGCGUGAGCCGAAGACCUUCAAUUCCAUAAUCGCACCCCUUUAAAUGAGCAGCUUGCUUAGCGAUAGUAGGGGAUAUUCAUGCUUUCAGUUAAAAGACCUCCUAGGGAAGACUGUGGACCAACCUCGACCAGGGAAGACUCACCAGGAAGCCGAUGGGAUUUCCACUUCAGUAAGGCAUAGAAAAAUUUGGGACCGUGCUAUUCCCCAGCACCUGCCGUCCACCACGUACAGCCGUGCGCUUUCUGGUUUUGCUAACCGCUGUCUGAUCCGCUUCUCGGAGCGUAUCGGAGUUCGUCAGCCUUGUUUCUCUCCCCGAUGGCGUUAGAGCCCAGGUCUCCGGUGAAGGCUGCUGACCCUCCCAGCGGCCCCACGCGAUGUUGAGUGCCAAUACGUCGUUCUCCAGCGCAGUGUUCGCCGGGGCGGGGAUGCACCGUGCUUGUUUCCUGCCCUCUCAGAUCCUAAAGCUUGUGAGAAGUGAGAAGUCAGUACUGCCUUUUUCUAGAGGGUUGUGCCUUUUUUUUUUUUUUUUUUUUUUUUUUUGAAGAAUCAUUUCCAACAGCACCAUCCACUUCCCGGCUCCUCUCUGCAGGGAAAAGCACUCGAGAAAACAAAUGUGCUUUGCGGAGGGGGCUCUCGCCCUCCGUUUCUGCAGGACAGCAGCACUCCCUUUCUCGGAGGAAAGAGCCGUGGGUGUUUUGAAAUGUUUGGGGGGAAAAAAAAAAAGCACACACCCUUCUUUAUGUCCUCGGUAUUCGUCAGCACCACUGGUCAACGUCACCGUUUUCAUUUCAUCCGGCAAAGAAACCAAGAAAGCACCUUAAAUUGGGAAAAGACUGAGCCCUUGCCCCCGGUUGCGUUUUUCCGGCUUACGACACAGCAUCCAUCUCAUGGGAGAGUUUUUGGAUUCUGAGCAAUAAAAGCCCCCGUGGGAAUCUAGGGAAGACUGGAAGUAUUAAACACGUGUAACUCAACCUGCCAAACUGCGGGAACCUGCACUUUUAAGUUCUCCUUAAAGGAACUGACUUGUUGAUUAAAUGAUUUCUUGGGAGGGGAUGAAUGAUUAAACGUUGAUUAAAUGAUUUCUUGCUUGGGACGGGCGGCGCGCAUCGAAAGGGAUAGCAAGGGCGCGCCGAACUCCCCGCGGCACCUCUGCCGGCUGCAGCCUCCGCGCUGGGCUCGCCCGAAUACGCGGGGCAGCGGCGGCAGUGCCGAGGUCCCUCGCGCUCCCUCCGUGCCACCAAGAGAGAGCAGCUCGGCAGAGCCAGGCAUCAAGCUUGUAGGGAAAGGACAAGUGGAAAAAGCCCAGGCAGAAAUGCCUGAAAAAGGGAGAUUUCCGCUCUCCCCUACGCCAGAGCCGAGCGUGGCCAGUGGAGAUGAUGCUCGGGAGCCCUGAGACCCCCCGACUCGCUUCGAUGCUCGGUCCUUGGCGUCUCGGAGACGUUUCCGUCCCACCGGCCACGGGACAUUUUGCCACUUUAUUUUCACACAGACCUCGGCAGCGGUUCCCGUGAGCGGGGCGACCUCAGCCGCGAGGGAUUGCUCUUUUCCAGAUGAAGAUUAAUUUUGUGUUUGUUUGCUCUGGCAGUUUAGCUGAGUGUGCAUUUCCACCUCCAGAACCCUCACACUGUGUAUAAAAAUGGAUAAAAUAUAUAUAUAAUAUAUAUUCUUGUGAAUGUUGGUGCAAAAGAGAAAAAAUAUAUAAAGUUUCAGUUGGUUUGAUGUUAUUUUUUAUCUAUAUGAAUGAAAGGAAGAAAUGGAAAACAUUUUUUUUCCAUUUACCACCCUCCACACACACCUACCUGUAGAUACCGACAGGUUUUACGGAAAUGUUUUACUUUUUAGAUUUAGGAACAUGCUUCUGUUCUCAUUGAAUGUUCUGUCUUGUAAGAUUGUAAUUUCUAUUUUUUUAAAGAAAAAAAAAUAACUAAAUAAAGUUUCCUCU
This is a messenger RNA of Grus americana (Whooping crane), 5075 nucleotides long. Its product is annotated as nuclear receptor ROR-beta-like. Bases 140 to 1537 code for a protein of 465 amino acids. Gene Ontology annotation, molecular function: nuclear receptor activity; zinc ion binding; RNA polymerase II cis-regulatory region sequence-specific DNA binding. Gene Ontology annotation, biological process: regulation of transcription by RNA polymerase II. The transcript has 10 exons. The record is from RefSeq and is a predicted model, not a curated record. Lineage: Eukaryota; Metazoa; Chordata; Aves; Gruiformes; Gruidae. Gene Ontology annotation, cellular component: nucleus.